CUCGCCGUUUGCUGCGAAGGAAAAGGCAACAAGAAGGAACAGCAAUGGCGCCACAGUAUCGCCGAGCACACACACUGGACACGUUCACCUGCCUUCACAGCACACACACUGUUUUUACUCUGAAACUCCUGGGAAGCAGAUUUUGAAGGGCAGAAAGCUGAUCAAACUCAGUAAAGGAGGCGAGUAUGUGCUCUUGUAUGGUCACUUCCCAACUCAUGAGGAUUUCAAACCUGUCAUUUGCGAUGUCUGCAACAAAGCUGUUAAAGCCUCAGGACGCCCUGACUCAUUACGGUAGCUGGGGAAUAGAACAGUGAGUAAAGAGGAGCGGACCCCACCGCAACCCACUCAGUCAUGCAUAGCAAGAACCAGAGGAGACACUGUUCGCCCAGCAGCUCCAGAACCCCUUUGGUUCCUGUCAAGGGUGAGAUGUCUGUGGGUCAGAGUGAAGUGGAGCCGCUGCCCUUCCGGAUCCCUCGUGAUUAUCCCCACUCCCGCUUCAGCAAGGCACCGCUGGCCGUCUAUCCGCCCAAGGGAGCACGAGCAAAGGCCUGUGUUUCCUUACCUGUGGUCAGUCUGGAGAAGAUGCCGUGCUUCAACAGAUCGGAGAGUGCGCACAUCAAAGUCAGCUCCACAUCUCCCUCGGCAGGUUCUUCUCUUUCGUUCUCUUUUUCCUCUUCCUCAUCAUCUUCUCCAUCGUCUGCUCCUCUCAAGUCCUCCAUGACAUCACCAGCAUCACACAAGAACCAGGAGAAAACUGUAAACGGUCGUGGUCCUGUGACUCCUCGCGCCACUACGCCUCCUUCACUGAUUGACAGGCGGCCCAGCCCGUCACGGUCACCCUUGGAGAAACGCCCCGCCCCCUCUCCCUCCUCACAGGAGAGGAGACCUGCAGCCUCCACGUCUCCGUCCUUAUUGGGCAGGAGGCCAACAGUCCAGACCUCUUCCCCAGACAGGAAAAUUCAGAAUGGAGCCAAAGGCGGGAGACACAGGAGAGUGUCAGGGAGAGUCUUUGAUCCUAAUAAACACUGUGGAGUUUUGGACCCAGAAACAAAACGACCUUGCACUCGUUCUUUAACCUGUAAGACUCACUCUCUGACCAAUCGGCGAGCUGUUCCAGGACGGAGGAAAGAUUUUGACAUUCUUUUAGCUGAGCACAAGGGGCGGGCAAAGGAGAAGGACACGGGGCAAAAGAAGGACGUUCAAGCCAGCAGCCAAUCAGUGCAGAUGACACAGUCACAUGACACUGCACCCAGCCUAUCCACAAGCUGUUCAAACGGCAAGACCACUCCCACUCUGAAACUGCGGCUGGCCAAUUCUCACAUGCACAGAGUGUCUGGUAGCGGCGCUGUGGUUCUCAGUUCGACACCCAUACCCCCUCCUCCUGAAUCCGCACCCAGCUGGCAGAGAUGCAGCGCAGACGCCCGUCUGUCCAGCGACGAGGGAGAGACAGAUCUCCCUGAGGACUUGGAGAAGCCGUCGUGGCAUUACUCGACACAUCACCCGCGACCCAUUAAUUGUUGUGCGUUCAGCAGUCGGUUGAUGGGGAGAGGUCACUAUGUGUUCGACAGACGGUGGGACCGUGUAAGGCUGGCGCUCCACUGCAUGGUGGAAAAACACGUCAAUUCUCUGAUGUGGAGGAAAGUCCCCCUGGCAGUGGAGAGCAGGACAAGUGCUUCCCCCUGCCCAUCUGAAGUGUCUCCGCUUGGCUCACCGUUUCUCCCCAACCACACGAUCACGGCUCCUCUGGACGGGGUGUCUGUGCUCUCCUACUCCUCGUCUUUACCGCACAACGGCGCGGGGGUCUUCUGUAUCAGGGACCCCGAACCGGGCCCCAAACUGCAGCGAACAAAACCAGCCAAGCCGCUCAAAGCCUCAGCGGAAGGACCAGGACCUAAAAAACGGAAACCGCCCUUCAACUGUGAGUCCGGGGCUUACCGGAAAAACAGUGGAAACAGCUACCAUCUGCCACUGGGUGCAGCACACAUCAAUAACGGAACCGCGGCACUUAGCGUGCGGGCGAAGCCACGGCCCAGCGGACAAGGCCCGAGGGACCAGGACAGGUACGGUGGUGUGGAUUUGUCUCUCCCUCAGGCUCUCACCGGGGAUCACGGAGCCAUCUCAUCACAGAGUCCUCUAACAUAUGGCUCUUCUGAUGGGAGGAAACGCAAGAGUUCUGUAUGGAGUGCGGGCAGCGACAAACCCAGUAAAACCACCAAAUCGACAGCACUGGACGCAAUAUUGAGGAAAAGCAGCAGCAGUCUGUUGUCGUCGGCCGCAGAAACACCCCACAGCACCCUCUCUAGACAGCCCAAGGAACCUCACUGAUGCUGUGCGACAACUUUAGCAUAUCAUGUGGUUCUUUUGGGCUGUAGGACAGCGGAGACACCGAGCACUGUGUCUGUCCUGCCUUUAUUCCCCACGGCUGCCUCUCUACACUUCAUUUACAUCAUUUGCUUUCUCAUUUCCUACAGGGCUUCUUCCGUACCACAUCCCAUUAGAAACUACUCUUCUAUGAGUAUAAAAGGAAGGAUUUAUCUCAAUACAGAUCCAUAGUUUCCUGUAAAAACAAAUGACAAUAUUUCACAAACUGCAGUUUCACGCAAUUUCUGAUUAUUUUGUCUUGUUCAUAACAAACACGUCUCAGACAUUCAGCGAUGCACGUAUGGAGUUUGGAAAUCAUUAGUUAGCGACAGUAUGGAGGAGAACUCUUCAGACUCAACCUUGUCUCUCUAAAGUGCACUUAAUUUCAUGCCUGAGGAGGAAAACAACGUUUCAACCAAGGGAAUAUUUUCAAGACGCUUUUUUUGGGAAGCUGUAUUUUUUAAUUCGGAUGAAUUCAGGCUUUUGAGUAUUUCGUUUUAACAGAAAUAAAAAGUCAGGACUCGCACCCCAAUUGUAAAGCAACUAAACCAGUGAUUAAUUUUGUUUAAUAAUUUAUGGUUCUUUAUUAAUUUUCUAACUGACCUAAAUAGCGCUUCACGUGUUAAGCAGAAGUAUAUUUGUAUGCCAUUUUAAAAGUUUAAAGUAUUAUAGAGACCCUGAUGUUGGAAAUCUGUACAUAUCUUUUAUUAUAAAUGUUUGUUUUUUUGUAUUUAUUGUUAGCAUCUUUACGAGGAUUGAGUGGUUUCUAUCGUCCUUUAGUCAUAUGUACAGUAUAUUCAUAAAUCUACAGAUGGUUUGUUAUGAAAGGGCCUAGCAUCCUUAUGUUUGUUCCUUUAAUACUCUGAUGUAUUUUUUUAAAGGAAUACUAAGCGAAAUGAUGUUCCCACAGAAUCCCAGUCUACCAGGAGUUUUCUAGAGGAAAAGUACAGUGGCGGUAUUGGCCAAUUCUGUUUCAGUGGGGUCAUAACUAAGUGUACCUUUUUAACUUCUGAAAUUAAGACUUUCUCAAGGAGUUAACAGAGAAAUGUUUGCUAUUGUUCAGCUGAGCAUAUUGGCACAACUUAGUCCAACAUGAAAUCAAAAUUACUUUCUUAAUAUGUGUUCCUGGUCCUAUCGUGCACAAAAGUUCUACAGAAUCUGUAAAGAUCUCUUUUUUGCAUUUUUUCAGGAUUUUCAAACUCCUUGAUUUAUGAAAGUAUUGGAUAUAUGAACUUUACGAGGAGAAAUAAUCGUGUAUAGUUGCUCAAGCGGCCGCGGUGCAUACUGUGCAAAUACGUUACGCUCUGUGAUCUCAAAAACCCAGCGUUUGUUUGCUGUGACAGCUUUUUAGCCCCAUAAACAUUAUUAUUACCGUGUUGCCUUGCUGCCAAUGCAAAACUCUCUGUAGGUCAGCUACCAGCUAGAAACCAACCCUGGACCCCUUUCACGUCACCGGUCAUGGGUGAAGUGCUUCCAUGUGGAGUUGGCGCUGUAAUGUUUGUGUAUGUAUAACAGCAACUCAUGCUUAAGGUUAGAGGUCAAGACAGCUGUGACAUAACCCCACAACAUUUUGCCUUUUCCCAUUGGAUGUCAGUCAUUAGAUAUAUGAGGCCUAUCAUUCAAUAGAUUUAUUGUCAGAAAAGGGAAUUUUGUAUACUACCGGUCAAAAGUUAUGAAACACUUACUCAUUCUUUAUUAUUAAUUUUUUUUUCACAUUUUAGAAUAAUAGUAAAGUCAUAAAAACUAUGGAAUAACAGAAAUGGAACUAUGGGAAUUAUGUUGUGACUAAACAAAAUCCAAAAUAAAUCAAAACUAUGUUAUAUUUUAGCAUCUUCAAAGUAGUCACUCUUUGCCUAGAAUUGUGCAGACAUGUACUCUUGACAUUUUCUCAACCAACUUCUUGAGGUAUCACCCUGGGAUGCUUUUUAAACAGUAUUGAAGGAGUUCCCAUCUAUGUUGGGCACUUAUUGGCUGCUUUUCUUUAUUAUUUGGUCCAAGUCAUCAAUUUCAAAAACUUUUUUUUUUUAUUACAUUUUAGAUAUAUAAUGAAAUAAAUUAAUAUGGUGGCACAAUUAUAUUUUUUGUCUACAAAAAUAAUUUCAAACAUUUAAGCAUAUGCCUUCAGAUCAAAAGAUUUUUAAGAUCAUGAGAAACAUUUCAGUCAGAUGUUUCAAAACUUUUGACCGGUAGUGUAUGUGUGUGUGUGUGUGUGUGUGUGUAUAUAUAUAUAUAUAUAUAUAUAUAUAUAUAUAUAUACACAUACACAGUGGCAAGAAAAAGCCUUUAAACCCUUUGGAAACAGCUGUUUUUCUGCAUUAUUUGGUCAUAAAAUGUGAUCUCGUCUUCAUCAAAGUCACAAGUAUAGACAAACCACAAUGUGAUUAAGCUAACAACACACAAACAAUUGUAAUCUUUAAUUUCUUUAUUGAACACAUCCCAUUAAACAUUCUCAGUGCUGUGGAAAAUGUAAGUGAACCCUUGUAUUUAAUAACUGUUCGAUCCUCCUUUGGCAGCAAUAACCUCAACCAAGCAUUCCAGUAGAUGCGGAUUAGACCUGCACAACGUUCAGAAAGCAUUUUGGACCAUUCUUCCUACAGAACUGCUUCAAUUCAUCCAUAUUCUCAGGAUGUCUGGUGUGAACGGCUCUCUUGAGGUCAUUCCACAGCAUGUCAACUGGGUUAAGGUCUGGGCUUUGACUGGGACACUCCAAAAGGUGAAUUUACUUUUUGAAGCCAUUCUGUAGUGGAUUUACUUCAAUGUUUAGGGUCAUUCUCCUGUUGCAUCACUCAACUUUUACCAGCUUUAGCAGGUGCACAGCCACCCUGACAUUAUCCAGUAGGAUGAUAUCUUGAUAAACUUUUUUCCUCGAUGAUGGCAAGCAGUCCCAAAUCAUGAUGCUCCCUCCACCAUACUUCACCAUUGGGAUGAUGUUUUCAUGUUGGUAUGAGGUGCCAUUUUUACGCCCUACACAGUGCUGCGUUUUCUUCCCAAACAAUUCAACCUUAGUUUCAUCAGUGCACAAAAUGUUUUCCCAGUAGCAUUGUGGAGUGUCAAGGUGGUCUUUGGCAAACUUCAGGAGCGCAGAAAUGUUUUUGUUGGAAAGCAGCAGCUUCCUUCGUGGUAUCCUGCCAUAGACACCAUGCCUGUUUAAUGUUUUCUGUAUAGUAGACUCAUGAAAAGAGAUGUUAACCAGUUACAAUGAUUCCUUCAAUCUUUAGCUGUCUAACUGUGGAAAGAUGAAUAUCUAAGGUCUUCCAGAUAACUUUGUAACUCUUUCCAGCUUUAUGCAAAGCAGCAAUUCUUGAUCGUAGGUCUUCUGAAAUCUCUUUCUUGCAAGGCAUGGUCCAUGUCAGUAGAUGCUUCUUGUGAAUAGCGAACUCAAAAUGUUUGAGUGCUUUUUAUAAGUCAAAGUAGUCUAACCCACACCUCCAAUCUAGUUUCAUUAAUUGGAUGCCAGGUUUGCCAACUUAUGACUCUAAUUAGCUUUUGUGGAUGUCAUUAGCCUAGGGGUUCACUUACUUUUUCCACAGCACUGUGAAUGUUAUUGGGAUGUGUUCAAUAAAAGAUAUUAAAGAUUAUAAUCGUUUGAGUGUUGUUAGCCUAAGCACAUUGUGUUUGUCUAUUUUUGUGACUUUUGUGAAGUUGAGAUCACAUUUUAUGUCCCAUUAAUGCAGAAAACCAGCUAACUCCAAAGGGUUCACAUACUUUUUCUUGCCAUUGUGUGUGUGUAUAUAGACAGUUGAAGUCAGAAGUUUACAUACUCCUUAACCAAAUACAUUUAAACUCAGUUUUUCACAAUUCCUGACAUUUAAUUGUAGAAAACAUUCCCUGUCUUAGGUCAGUUAGGAUCACUACUUUAAGAAUGUGAAAUGUCAGAAUAAUAGUAGAGAGAAUGAUUUAUUUCAGCUUUUAUUUCUUUCAUCACAUUCCCAGUGGGUCAGAAGUGUACAUACACUUAUGUACACUUGUCAGUAUUUGGUAGCGUUGCCUUUAAAUUGUUUAACUUGGGUAAAAGUUUUUGGGUAGACUUCCACAUGCUUCUCACAUUGAUUUGCUGGAAUUUUUGCUUGCGCACACUUUCAGUUAUGCCCACAAAUAAUCAGAUUGAGGUCAGGGCUUUGUGAUGGCCACUCCAGUACCUUGACUUUGUUGUCCUUAAGCCAUUUUGCUCCUAAGCCAUUUUGCCCCAACUUUUGAGGAAUGCUUGGGGUCAUUGUCCAUUUGGAAGACUCAUUUGAGACCAAGCUUUAACUUCCUGACUGAUGUCUUGAGAUGUUGCUUUAAUAUAUCCAUAUAAUUUUCCUUCCUGAUGAUGCCAUCUAUUUUGUAAAGUGCACCAGACCCUCCUGCAGCAAAGCACCCCCACAACAUGAUGCUGCCACCCCCAUGCUUCACGGUUGGAAUGGUGAUCACCCUUUUUCCUCCAAACAUAACGAUGGUAAUUAUGGCCAAACAGUUCAAUUUUUGUUUCAUCAGACCAGAGGAAAUUUCUCCAAAAAGUAAGAUCUUUGUACCCAUGUGCACUUGCAAACUGUAGUCUGGCUUUUUUAUAGGGGUUUUGGAGCAUUGGCGUCUUCCUUGCUGAGCAGCCUUUCAGCUUAUGUCGAUAUAGGACUCGUUUUACUGUGGAUAUAGAUACUUGUCUACCUGUUUCCUCCAGCAUCUUCACAAGGUCCUUUGCUGUUGUUCUGGUAUUGAUUUGCACUUUUUUCACCAAACUACGUUAAUCUCUUGGAGAGAGAAUGCGUCUCUUCCUGAACGGUAUGAUGGCUGCGUGGUCCCAUGGCGUUUAUACUUGUGUACUAUUGUUUGUACAGAUGAACGUGGUACCAUCAGGUGUUUGGAAAUUGCUCCCAAGGAUGAACAAGACAUGUGGAGGUCCACCGGUUUUUUCUGAGGUCUUGGCUGAUUUCUUUAGAUUUUCCCAUGAUGUCAAGCAAAGAGGCACUGAGU
Messenger RNA from Myxocyprinus asiaticus (Chinese sucker), 7314 nucleotides. Its product is annotated as ataxin-7-like protein 1. The transcript is spliced from 12 exons. Lineage: Eukaryota; Metazoa; Chordata; Actinopteri; Cypriniformes; Catostomidae. Bases 352 to 2325 code for a protein of 657 amino acids. The record is from RefSeq and is a predicted model, not a curated record.